UCGAUCGGAUGAAAUGCGUCUUUCGGUAAUAUUAGUUUACUGCAGGAUAUGAUGAUAUAUCACAGCAAAUGAACCUUGUACCAGAUUGUUUAUGCAAAUCAAAACAAAUAAGUGAUUCAGGGGUCUUCAGAGGGAAAACACUUUUCAUGCCUUUUAUACCAAACAUUUCUCAAGUAGUGUAUGCAACUUAUUGAAAAUAAAAAACCAUUGUUUGUAUGCAACUCUUUAUGUCACCACCACAAGGUCCUUCCCUCAUUUAGCAGCAAACUUUCUUAAUGCCAAAAGCUACUUAUUUUAAGCAUUGUAGUUAUAAUCUGUCAUGUAAAGUAAGUUAUAUAAAUUCUUAACUUCACAUUUCAAUGAUAAAUAAAGAGGGUGGUUUCAAAAUAACUAUAAAUGAAAUAGAAUUCUAAAAGAGGGAAUAACCUAAACAAUACGUUUCAAUGUCCACAGCAAUGGCUAACCAUAAGUAUACUUAGGUAAUCACUUGUCAUUUUCACUGAGUCACGGAAAAUUUUCAAAGUCCACAUCCAUAACAUAUGAAUAGCAAUGUUUGUUGACAAUGAUAACCACUUUCUUUAUGAUACAUUACCACACUUUUCCUAUAUAAAUACUCACACUCAUAACUUCUAACUUCACACCAAAUUUUCUGUCCUUAAACUUGUUUAGUUUUCUCUCUCCAAACCUUAGAAAACAGGUGGUAAUUAACCAACCAUGGCCUUCACCAAAAACACAUUAAUCUUGGCACUUCUCUGCUUUAUCCUUAUACAAGAGUUGGAGAUCUAUACUGGAAAUCAACACAUGGUUGCUGCUGCUGGACAGAUAGAUUGUAAUGAUAAGUGCAAUUAUAGAUGCAGCAAAGCUUCAAGGGAAAAGAUAUGUUUGAGAGCAUGCAGUGAUUGUUGUAGAAUAUGCAACUGUGUUCCACCAGGCACAGCUGGGAAUAGAGAUUUGUGUCCUUGCUAUGCAUCCAUCACCACACAUGAUGGAAAGCUCAAGUGUCCAUAGAUAUAUAACUCAUAUAGCUAAUUUUAUGAAUUAUAUUUCAAGCUAGCUUUCUUAUAUGCAUGAUGUAACAAUGGUGUGAUAAGCUAAGAAAAAUAAAUAAGGUGUUUUAAGGAGCCA
This is a messenger RNA of Vicia villosa (hairy vetch), 1125 nucleotides long. RefSeq names its product cypmaclein-like. The record is from RefSeq and is a predicted model, not a curated record. The transcript has 3 exons. Gene Ontology annotation, biological process: regulation of DNA-templated transcription. Lineage: Eukaryota; Viridiplantae; Streptophyta; Magnoliopsida; Fabales; Fabaceae. Gene Ontology annotation, molecular function: double-stranded DNA binding. Bases 715 to 1008 code for a protein of 97 amino acids.